This is a messenger RNA of Teleopsis dalmanni, 766 nucleotides long. RefSeq lists its product as uncharacterized. The transcript has 3 exons. NCBI's taxonomy places the organism in Eukaryota, Metazoa, Arthropoda, Insecta, Diptera, Diopsidae. The record is from RefSeq and is a predicted model, not a curated record. Bases 112 to 432 code for a protein of 106 amino acids.
AUAUUUUAUAAACAUUUUGGGUUCAUAUUUAAAACUUCAUAGAACUACGAUAGUUCUAUCAAAAUUCGGUGUUAGUUGAGGACCUGGCUAGAAGUAUACAAAAAUUUUAAUAUGGACAAGUCAGAUCAGGUGCUUAAUGCCUUAAUGAAAGCAGGACCAGGAACGAAUGAUCAAAUCAUUAGGGCAAUUGCUGAAUCGACGAAAUUGACAACAGCGGAAAUAAGAAAAGUCCUAGGGAUACAUCAGCCAGUCUCUGAAACUAACACCACUUCAACUACAUCCAAGACCACAUCAUCAAUCGCGUUUCGUUUGGAAUCCUUAAGUUUUAAUACUAACAGUAGCAGCUCUAUAGCGCCAUCUAAAUCGCAGCAAUGCGUUGAGCUGUUUAAUAAGAUCGUAUCAAUCACAAAAGUGUCAUGUUUUGAUGAAUGAAAUCUUAUUUUCUUAGAUGCCUAAAGAUGUUGUAAUUGGGAAAAUUGCGAACUUUGCUUCAACGUUUAAAAUUAGUGAUGACGAGUCCUAGUGCAACCUUACAUCCACUCACACACAAUUAACAGUUUUCAAGGCAAACACCAUUAAGACGAUCCAAUUAUUUGAUGUACAUCAACCAAAUAAGAUUCCAGAAGAUAACCUCAUGAUGAUGUUGGUCAUAUAAAAAACAAUAGACCAACUGUUUUCAUAUAUUUUUUCCCGUUCUAAGCAAUAUUAAAACACAUAAGACCGCGUGAUUCUUCUUUCAAAUAAUAAAAAAUACCGGAUUAUAUUA